Messenger RNA from Pseudomyrmex gracilis, 1049 nucleotides. Its product is annotated as Down syndrome critical region protein 3 homolog. The transcript is spliced from 5 exons. The record is from RefSeq and is a predicted model, not a curated record. Gene Ontology annotation, biological process: intracellular protein transport. Gene Ontology annotation, cellular component: endosome. NCBI's taxonomy places the organism in Eukaryota, Metazoa, Arthropoda, Insecta, Hymenoptera, Formicidae. Bases 36 to 965 code for a protein of 309 amino acids.
UCAGAAAAAUCAAUUGUUUGUGACUUACUUGCAAAAUGUCCAUCAACAUAGACAUAAGAUUAAAACGUGCAAGCAAGAUAUAUCACGAAGCGGAGGUGGUUACCGGUCUCAUAUUUUUGAAAACCAAUUCGGACAUAAAACACGAUGGCAUUUAUCUUACCAUGGAAGGUUCGGUAAAUCUGCAACUCAGCUCGAAGAAUGUCGGCAUCUUCGAAGCGUUCUACAAUUCGGUUAAGCCCAUACAAUUGGUGCAAUACACGUUGGACGUUGCGCCAUCGGGAAAGAUUCCAAGCGGCACGACAGAAAUACCGUUCGAGUUGCCGUUGAAGCCGAGAGGAAGCAAAUCCCUUUACGAAACAUAUCAUGGUGUUUUCGUGAAUAUACAAUACCUGAUACGCUGUGAUAUUAAGAGAAGUUUUCUCGCAAAGGACGUGAGCAAGUCGUUGGAGUUCAUAGUCGAGGACAGACCAAGCUCCAAGUUGGAAAAGGAGCAUAACAAAAUGGUACUUUUCAAAAUAAUGCCGGAAUCAUUGCAAAAUACCAGGGACAGAUCCAACAUGCCGCGAUUCUGCAUCUCGGGCACACUGGACUCUCUACAUUGCAAACUAUCCGAACCUUUGACCGGAGAGGUAAUAAUCGAAAACUGCGAGGCCGUUAUAAAGUCUAUAGAACUGCAGUUGGUGAGGGUUGAGACCUGCGGUUGUGCGGAAGGAUAUUCUCGAGAUGCGACGGAGAUACAAAAUAUACAAAUUGGCGAAGGUAACGUUUGCACGAAUCUCCCUAUUCCGAUCUACAUGAUAUUUCCAAGAUUGUUUACGUGUCCCACUCUGAGCACGAGCAACUUCAAAGUUGGUAAGAAAUGUUUUAUAUCGCACGUUAUUACGCUGCUCCAUUCUCUCACGGACUACAGACUCCGCAGAACUUUUUACAGACGCAAACACCUUCUGUUUCAGAAUUCGAGGUAAAUCUCAUCAUUGUGUUUGAGGAUGAUUAUUUGGUUACCGAGAACUUUCCUAUUAUACUAUCACGAUAUUGAAUUUAUACGGGAA